Chrysoperla carnea is the source of this 1586-nucleotide messenger RNA. RefSeq names its product clusterin-associated protein 1 (gene Cluap1). The transcript is spliced from 6 exons. The coding region runs from base 119 to 1468 and encodes 449 amino acids. The record is from RefSeq and is a predicted model, not a curated record. Gene Ontology annotation, cellular component: cilium; intraciliary transport particle B; centrosome. Gene Ontology annotation, biological process: cilium assembly. Lineage: Eukaryota; Metazoa; Arthropoda; Insecta; Neuroptera; Chrysopidae.
CAUUCUUUUAUACAAGGUGGUUACCCUUUUUUAUCAUUCUAAUAUUUCAAAUAAAGUUAUUCUAAGUGGUUCUUUUUACCAAUAAAAUAAUUUUACUGUUUGAAAUUUAAAAAAAACUAUGUCGUUUCGAGAUUUACGAAAUUUCACAGAACUACUACGAACAUUAGGAUGUCAAAUACAAGUAUCGUUAGAAAGUUUUCGUAAUCCGAAUUUCCCGUUAAUGAGUGAAUUGUUAGUAUGGUUGUCCAAACGAUUAGAUCCAGAUGCUGAAAUACCAGAAGGUCCAUACAAUACAGAACAGGACCGUGUGUUGUUAAUACGCACUGCAGCUCAGUUUUUGGCAAUGAAAGCGAAUUUGAAAUUAAAUACACGACGUCUUUAUGGUGCCGAUGGGCAUGCAGUACGAGAAUUGUUAAAAAUAGCUACAUUGUUAUACGAUGCAUUAAAUGCAACUGAUCAAAAUAACAAAGAUGAAGAAAAUUCGAUUGAAAAACUCUAUGAUAUUAACGAUAAGGUUAAUGAAUUGAAAGUGACAAGGCAAUUAGCAUCUGAAAUUACGUCAAAUGGAGCAAUAUUGCACGAACUGCUUGGCAAAGAAGUAGAUUUACAGGCUCAACGACAUAUAAGUGUUGCAAGACAAUUAGAAAUUACAACCAUUGAAGAGGGUAUCGAAAGUGCUAUGAAUGCGUUAAAAAAAGAAGCAGAACGUAUAAAAAAAUUAACUGAUAAUAUCUCAGCAACUGAAUCCAGUUUAGAUCAAAAAAUUGAAAGAAAACGAAAUGAAUUAGAACGUAAUCGAAAUCGUUUACAAACCUUGCAAAAAGUACGACCAGCAUUUUUGGAUGAAUAUUCAGCACUUGAAAAAGAAUUACAAAAUUUAUAUAAUGAUUAUGUGUCCAAAUAUCGAACAAUGGUCUAUUUAGAAAGUUUGGUGGCAGAACAAGAACGAGCUGAAGCAAUACGUGCUGAAACGCAACAAGAAGCUGCACAAAAAUUGGCAGAACAAAUGCGAUUGGAGGAGGAUAUAGAAGAAUUAAAUGAAUUGGCAGAAGAAGAUAUGAUUCCUGUUUCACCAACUACCGUGACUGCAACAUUAAAUGCUCCAGAAGAAGAAAGGCUUAGAGUAAAAACUGGAGUUAGACCUCGGCCGGGUACACGAACUACAAGCCGAUUAUAUGGGGCAAUGCAUGCUGAUUCUGGUAAUUCAGAUUCUAGUUUAACAAGUACCGAUUCAGAUUCAGAAGACAUCCUAUUGAAUGAUGAUGACUUGGAUAAUUUAGGAUACAAUCCAAAUACCAGAAAAGACGUAAUGGAUGUAAUGUCGGUAGUAGACAAUGAAUUAAAUAUUAUUGAUCGUGAUGAAGAUGCAAGUGCAGCGACUCAAAUACCACCAAGGCGACGACCAUCAGCACGAAUUGGAAGUAGUCAUCCAAAGCGAGAAAUGAAUGACGAUGACGAUGAUUUUUAAAUAAUUUCAAAAAAUCAGUCCCGAUUGAAACUAGUGUUGUAACUGCGCGGUAGAGUCGAGUAUCAAAAGGAUUUUAAGUUUAACUCGACCAUCUUAGUCAAAAAAGCGAUCAACCUCG